Lethenteron reissneri (Far Eastern brook lamprey) is the source of this 2304-nucleotide messenger RNA. Its product is annotated as histidine-rich glycoprotein-like. NCBI's taxonomy places the organism in Eukaryota, Metazoa, Chordata, Hyperoartia, Petromyzontiformes, Petromyzontidae. The record is from RefSeq and is a predicted model, not a curated record.
AUGGCAACCAAUCCGUUUGUGUCCAACUUUGGGCAGCAGGGCACUCGCCCUCCCUGCCGCCGUCCCCCACCUCCACUGGCACGCACUGACCAGCGUGGGGAAGUAUGGUCAAAUAGCCCCCGCCACCCAUCCAGCAUUGGAUUGACAAGACAAACUGCGCGUGCUCAUCACUACAACACUCAUCACUGCAACACUCAUCACACUCAUCACUGCAACACUCAUCACACCCAUCACUGCAACACUCAUCACACUCAUCACUGCAACACUCAUCACACUCAUCACUGCAACACUCAUCACACUCAUCACUGCAACACUCAUCACACUCAUCACACUCAUCACUGCAACACUCAUCACUGCAACACUCAUCACUCAUCACUGCAACACUCAUCACUGCAACACUCAUCACUGCAACACUCAUCACUGCAACACUCAUCACACUCAUCACUGCAACACUCAUCACUGCAACACUCAUCACACUCAUCACUGCAACACUCAUCACCGCAACACUCAUCACUGCAACACUCAUCGCACUCAUCACUGCAACACUCAUCACUGCAACACUCAUCACUGCAACACUCAUCACACUCAUCACUGCAACACUCAUCACUGCAACACUCAUCACACAUCACUGCAACACUCAUCACUGCAACACUCAUCACACUCAUCACACUCAUCACUGCAACACUCAUCACACUCAUCACUGCAACACUCAUCACACUCAUCACUGCAACACUCAUCACUGCAACACUCAUCACACUCAUCACUGCAACACUCAUCACUGCAACACUCAUCACAUUCAUCACUGUCCCACUCAUCACUGCAACACUCAUCACUACAACACUCAUCACUGCAACACUCAUCACUGCAACACUCAUCACACUCAUCACUGCAACACUCAUCACUGCAACACUCAUCACACAUCACUGCAACACUCAUCACUGCAACACUCAUCACACUCAUCACACUCAUCACUGCAACACUCAUCACACUCAUCACUGCAACACUCAUCACUGCAACACUCAUGGAGAGGCAGCUCCAUGAGAAUUGAUCAAUUAACUACCUUGAGUCAAUCAAUCACCGUGGAAACCAAACUUGUAUAGGUUCAAGUCAAUAGGUUGUAUAGGUUCAGGUCAAGAUUAACACUGCUCAGUGAGUGCACGCGUGUGUGUACAUGUACAUGUGUGUGCACGCGUGUGUGUGUGUGUGUACGAGGUGUGUGUACGCGUGUGUGUGUAGGAGGUGUACGUGUGUACGAGGUGUGUGUGUGUACGUGUGUACGUGUCUACGAGGUAUGGGUGUUUGUGCGUAUGUACGUACCUGUGUGGUUGGUCUGUGGUCGGUCUGUGGUGUGUGUACGCAAGUCUGUGUGUGUGUACCCGUGUGUGUGUGUGUACCCGUGUGUGUGUGUGUACCCGUGUGUGUGUGUGGGGAGCGGUAGUGUGGCGGUUAGCGCGCUGCGCUAUGAACCUGGCGACCCAGGUUCGAUCCCCGCACACGGCCAACACCGGUGACAAUUAUCUGAACCGGUCCCGGGUCUCCCCUAGGUCGACUCAGCCUCAAAUGAGUACCUGGUGCGAUGUGUAAACAUCGUCACUAGGGAAACAAAGGGGGCCGGGCGUGGUGUUGGCCACCCACCCCCUCAUGUGCCGUGCCGGCCUUCAUGAGCGCUCGCUAACAGCUCUUGCCCCAACAGUCUGUGAAGGCUACACGGGGGAUCUUUGUAUGUGGAGCAGUUUUGUGGCAGUCAGAGCGCUGCGCUACGAACCCUGCCACCCAACUUUGAUUCUCGCUCACCGCCACCAACACAAGUGACAAUUAUAUGGACCGAUUCUCGGCCUCCCCUAGGUCGACUCGGCCUCAAAUGAGUUCCUGGUUCUGAUGUGUGUUUUCCCCCACUAGGAAGACAAAGGCGGCCGGGGCGUGGUGCUGGCCACUCACCCCCUUGUGCACCGUGCCGGCCUUCAUAGGUGCUGCUCGCUAACAGCACUUGCCCCAACAGUCCGCUCAGGCUAUACGGGGGAUCUUUGUGUAUGUACAUGGGGAGCGGUAGCGCAGCGAUAGAAACCCAAGUUCGAUUCCCGCUCACGGCCUCCCAACACCGGUAACGAUUAUCUAAACCGGUCCUGGGCCUCCCCGAGGUCAAACUCAAGAGAGUACCUGGUGCGGUGUUCAAACAUCGUCACUGGGGAGACAAAGGCGGCCGAGCGUGGUGCUGGCCACCUCACCACCCCCUUGUGAGCUGUGGCGGCCUUCAUAGGUACUGCUCGCUAACAGCACUUGCCCCAACAGCCUGUUAAGGCUUAC